Selaginella moellendorffii is the source of this 1884-nucleotide messenger RNA. RefSeq names its product pentatricopeptide repeat-containing protein At4g02750-like. NCBI's taxonomy places the organism in Eukaryota, Viridiplantae, Streptophyta, Lycopodiopsida, Selaginellales, Selaginellaceae. The record is from RefSeq and is a predicted model, not a curated record. The transcript is spliced from 2 exons. Gene Ontology annotation, molecular function: protein binding. The coding region runs from base 1 to 1884 and encodes 627 amino acids.
AUGAAGUCUCACAAGCAGAAGUCAAAGAAGAAGCUGCUCAACGCCAACAAAGAAGCUGAAGAUCCAGUGCGAUGGCUGGUGCUCCGAGGGUGGAGCACGGAUCACGAACCUCUCCAUCAUCCCACCGGAUCGUCGAACGAGAGCUCUCGACAUUGCAUUGGAUUCCUUUCCAAUGACAAGCCAAGAGCAAAAGAAAUGCAUGGAGAGAAGCCGCUCGAUCGAAAUGCGUGCUUGGAGCUUAUCAGAUCGUGCACGACACUAUCCAUGGCCAAGGAAGUUCACUCGCGAGUGGAGCACCGCCUUGCGUCGGAUUCAUUCGUCGCAAACAUGCUUCUGCAGCUCUACGACAAGUGCGGGAGCAUCAGCUCGGCCCGGCGAAUAUUCGAUAGCAUUCCCCGCAAGGACAUUUUCUCCUGGAACUUCAUGCUCUCUGCAUAUUCCCACAAAGGGCAUCUGGAGAAAGCAAAAGUGACAUUCUUGGAGAUGCCCGCGAGGGACAUUGUUUCGUGGAACACACUGGUGGCGGCAUUUGGAAGCAACGGUCGGGUCGAGGAUGCGGGACGCGUGUUUGACCAGAUGCCAGAGAGGAAUCUCUCCUCGUGGACGGCUUUGAUCCUAGCAUAUACCUGGAACGGGCAUACGCAUGGCGCUAGAGAGGUCUAUAAUGGCAUGCCCGAGAGAGAUCUCGUCUCAUCCACGGCAAUGCUCUGUGGAUAUUCUCAAACCCAGAUUCUCGAUGGCGCAAAGGAAAUCUUUGAGGAAAUGGAAGUGAGAGACAUUGUGUCGUGGACAUCGAUGCUGAGCGCAUAUGCUCAGAAAGGGAAGCUCCAAGAUGCCGAGAGAAUGUUCGAUACGAUGCCUGAGAGAAACUCCGUGUCAUGGACUGUCUUGUUGGUCGCUUACGUUCGAGCUGGAAACUUGAGACUGGCAGAGAAAAUAUUUGAUGAAAUGGAGGAACGCAGUGUUGUCUCGUGGGGAGCAAUGGUGACAGCAUAUAACCAAAUCGGGGAUCUUGACAAGGCUAGAGCAGUGUUUGAUUCCAUGCCAGAGAGAACACAAGCUUCAUGGAACACCAUGCUGACGGGAUAUGCCCACAACGGGUAUAUCAAAGAAGCGGAGCUCUUGCUUGACUUGAUGCCUGAGAAGGACUCCAUAACUUUCUCUGUGAUGCUAGUAUGUUAUGGGCAACACGGUUUUGUGGAAGAAGCUAAGCACGUAUAUGAUUCCAUGCAAGGGUGGGACAUGGCUGUCACGAAUGCAAUGCUCUUAGCAUAUGCCGCCCAGGGGCAUCUGAAGCUUAUGCUGGAAUUCAUGUUCCAAAUGCCAGAAGUGGACUUGGUUUCCUGGACUACAAUAUUAACAGCAUUUGCACGUUCUGGGAACAUUGCCCAAGCAAAGGUUUUGUUUGAUAGGAUGCAAAAUCAUGAUUUAAUUGCAUGGAAUGCUAUGCUAGCUGCAUAUGCUCAAAGUGGAUAUCCCGUUGAAGCUUUAGAAGUUUCUCAUUUGCUUAAGAUGGCUGCUGAAAUUCCUGAUGGAAUUAGCUUUGCAAGUGCCCUCAUGGCAUGCAGCCAUAAAGGAGAUAUCGAAAGAGGGCUCUCAUUGUUUAGAUCGAUGAUAGGAGACUUUGGAAUUUGGCCGGAGAGGCAACACUUUUGCUGGAUGAUAGAUCUUCUGGGUCGUGUUGGGUAUUUAGAUAAUGCCAAUGAUCUAAUAAGAGAAAUGCCAGUUGAGCCAAAUGUGCUUGACUGGCGAUGCUUGCUUGGAGCUUGUAAAAGUGUCAAAAAUGAAAAAUGUGGAUUGGCAGCAAUGGAAGAAGUAAUAAGGCUGGAUGAAAAAAAUGCAGGGGCAUUUGUGCUAUUUGCCCAUAUAUGUUCUCUUGUCUAA